GGUGGAAACAAUUUUGCUCUCAUCAUCGUCUUCCUCCUCCUUGUAAUUGGGGCUUUUUCACUUUUCCGAUUUGCUGUUUCAGAGAAUUUGCAGAGACAUGAAAGUAGUGCUCGUCUUCCUCGCCAUUUCUUUCGCUCUCUCUCACCUCGUAUUGGCCGACCAGAUCUUUCCCUUUCACGUCGGUGGGUCAUUUGGUCGAAGCUCUCGUGAACCAAAAUACAACAUUAAGUUACAUACCGAAGACUCGCCUUAUAGUCCCGAUGAUGACCGAGAAUCUGUAAUGAUGCCCAAUAGUAAUGGAGAGAGCUACAUAUGUUAUUUGCCGAAGGUCGAAAAAGCCAAGAGUGGAAAGCCAGUUACUCAGCAUAAUAUCAGCAGCUUGAUAGUGGAGAGUGAGAAAAGGAUUAAGUUGAAGACACCAGAUGAGCUCCUUGAAGAACUCAAGGACCGUUGCUUUGUUAGACAAGAGGGAUGGUGGUCCUAUGAAUUCUGCUAUCAGAAGAGAGUACGACAAGUUCAUUUGGAAGAUGAGAAGGUGCUUCAGGAGUUUAUACUUGGUGAGUAUGAUGCAGAAGCCACAGCAGCUUUCCACCAGAAUCUAUCAGACAUUUCUACACUCAAGGAUCCUCGCUCAAAAGAUGCAUCACAAAGGUAUCAUGCUCACCAAUAUACGAAUGGAACCAUCUGUGACCUUACAAAUCAGCCACGAGAGACUGAGGUGAGAUUUAUUUGCUCAGAACCCAGAGCUAUGAUUAGUUCUUUCACAGAAGUAUCUACCUGCAAGUAUGCACUUACCGUCCGAAGCCCAAUGCUUUGUCAGCAUCCGUUGUUCCAUGCUGAGAGACCAGUGUGGUACACCAUUCACUGUAACGUGCUUCCCAAAGAUUACAAGGAAACUAAAGUGGUGGAGGAGAUAAAAAAUAAGGAGGUUGUCAUGGUAACAGACAGCGAAGAUUCAACUAAUGAUGAGUGGUCCAACUGACUCUCAAAACAAGCCUAUAAAGUGUAUGGCUCUGAUGUUUUUGGCUUUAUAAUUAGGCAGAUCAUAUAUUGUUCACAACUAGCUUUCCUUUCAUGCAAUUUCUUUCAAAAGAGCUCUUUUCUUUUAGAAUUAGAGUUAAAAUACAAUAUUAUACACGUUCAUAAAGCUAAAUAUUUUCUCAAGUCCAAGUUACCGUAAUAAUAAACCAUGCAGAGUUGAAUGAAACAAGUUACAG
Messenger RNA from Morus notabilis, 1217 nucleotides. Its product is annotated as protein OS-9 homolog. The coding region runs from base 98 to 982 and encodes 294 amino acids. The transcript is spliced from 8 exons. Lineage: Eukaryota; Viridiplantae; Streptophyta; Magnoliopsida; Rosales; Moraceae. Gene Ontology annotation, cellular component: endoplasmic reticulum lumen. Gene Ontology annotation, biological process: endoplasmic reticulum unfolded protein response; retrograde protein transport, ER to cytosol. The record is from RefSeq and is a predicted model, not a curated record.